AACGCGAGUUGUGUUUGUUUGAAUGGGAGAGCAAACGGGUAACUUAACGUACGCCAAAAAUGAAGAGAAGCGCUGCACAGCGGACUAUAUUUAACUGCUGGUCAGAGAGGGAUGCAAAAUAAAAAAAUGUACUGAGAAUGAGGAUAGUUUAGGUCAUCACAGAGGGCCUAGACGUGUGCUCUUCUUCAGAAAACUGACAAGCUGAGAGGGAGCGUGGAGUAGAGCGUGAAGGAGCUAUAGGGUCAGCUCGAGCCCUACACCGCUGAUGUCAAAAGGAAAGUGAAAUAAGAUCUAAGGGAGUUUCAAAAAUCUCUUGUCUCACGAUUUCCAUGAUCACAUUUACCUUGAAAAGCUGGAUUGAAACUGCUUCAGUUCCACUCUUCUUGACUCCUUUUUAUUCAACAGAAAAUUAUAUUUCCUGUAUGCUCUUUAUAAUUGUUCUGCUUGUGCUUCUUAGUAAUAAAGCAUAAACCAUGUAGCAUCAAUGCUGCAUUAUGUUUAUGAACACUGCACUUUCUUUACCUCUGCAGAUCAAACAUUGUUGCCCAUAAAGCAACACUAAGUAUUCAAAGCACCCUCUAGUUGUGCCAAAUACAGUUAAACCAGUUCGGUCAGGUUUUGUGAAUUUAAAAAAAUAUAUGAUUUAAGAUAUAAAAUAAAAUAAUUCACAAAAUCAAAAUUUCAUCAAAAAACACAGCAGGAUACUGUUUCUAAUGUUAUUGCCUGUUUUUUCCACAGUGAACUAGUGCUAAAGGGCAGGAGGCUGGAGAACACUACAUAGUAUGACAUCAGAUACAGUGACAAAAGGCUCAAAUGACGUGUCAGGCCUUAUCAGGAAGUAAAGAAUAUGAUUUGGGUCUGUAGGUUGUAAGAGUUCAAUAGGUCAAGUAUUCAAACUCAAGUCUCUGUCUAGUUUAACUGAACAAUGUGAAUCAGAUGGACUUUUCCAGUUAGAACACUGUUGUAAAUAAUAAAUGGCAUACCAAAUGCCUUGGUAUAACAUUUAAAAUGUUGCCUCUAUUUUAACUUCCUUUUAGUAAUAGACUCACAAAUUUUUUUUCUUGUAUAUCUAUAUAGUUACAAUGCUACCAACUCUAAUAUAAUUUCUGUGUAGAGAAGAGUUCACCAUCCCACACUUAUCAUUAUCUGCAUUGAAUAAGAUACGGUGACAAAAGGUCCAGUCAGGAAGUUAUGAUGUGGAGCAUUCCUGACUACAAGGCACUACCCACUGGACUUUGGGUCUCCACUCCAGCAAUCACCUCCUCAUGCUGUAUAAAUACAGAUAUGAAAAAGCUAGAUCCUCACUUGUUCUUCAAACUGGACAGCGUGGAUACUACAACCAUGAAGGUUCUCUUGGUUCUCACCCUUGCUGUAUUUACAGGUUGCAAUGCCAACCUUUUCUCUGCUGACGAGCCCAAGCCACAGCUGGAGCAGUUGACUGAUGCCUUCUGGAGUUAUGUUGCUAAAGCUACACACACCGCAGAGGAAACCGUCCAGAUGAUCAGGAGUUCACAACUGGGGCAAGAAGUCAAUUCUAGGCUGACACAGAGUGCUGAUAUGGCCAGUGAAUAUGCCAUCACCCUCAGGAAACAGGUGGAUCCUCUGACUGAAGAGCUCAUGACCAAAAUCACCAAGGAGACUGAAGUUUUGAGGGAGCGUCUGGGUCAGGAUCUGAUCACAGUGAGAGACAAACUGGAGCCCUAUGCCGACAACAUCAAGAGUCAAAUUCAGCAGAGAGUUGAGGAUCUCAGAGCAGCCAUGACUCCAUAUGCAGAUUCUCUGGAUUCUGAGAGCCUGAAGGCCACUCUUCUCCAGAAAAGUGAGGAGCUGAGAGGGAGCGUUGAGCAGAGCGUGAAGGAGCUGCAGGCUCAGCUUGAGCCCUACACCGCUGAUAUCAAAGAGAAGGUUGACCAACAUCUCCAGGAGUUUCAGAAGACCGUGAGCCCCAUGGCUGAGGAUCUUCAGGCCCAGAUUGCUGAGAGAGCAAAGAUGGUUCAGGAGAGUCUAACACCCUAUGCUGAAGACCUGAAGGAGAAGCUUGACCCCUACGCCCAGGACCUGAAGACCCAGCUCACCUCCCUCUAUGAGUCUUUCAUCAAGUCCAACUAAAUUCUUUUAAGACUUCAUCUUACAUCAAAUAUUUUCUCAUGAAUGAGAAAUGGGACUUCAAAAUAACUCAUCCAACUACACCUAAACAAAAACUACUAGUAAAUAUGAACAGUUGCCCUUGAAAGAUCAUUGAUGGUUUUAUGAGUAAAAUGUCCUGCAUAUCUGAUGCAUAUUUAUUAAGUCAAAGUUAGGAACUUUAUCACAUGUGUGUGAAGUUUCUUGCAAGUGUUAAUUUUAUUUGAUUGCAUUGAUCAAAUAAAAAAUUCAGCAUUUAUAAACCAAAUUGUGUUUCGUUUGAAUGGUAAAAGAU
Triplophysa dalaica is the source of this 2419-nucleotide messenger RNA. RefSeq names its product apolipoprotein A-I-like. Gene Ontology annotation, cellular component: high-density lipoprotein particle; chylomicron; extracellular region. NCBI's taxonomy places the organism in Eukaryota, Metazoa, Chordata, Actinopteri, Cypriniformes, Nemacheilidae. Gene Ontology annotation, molecular function: cholesterol binding; phosphatidylcholine-sterol O-acyltransferase activator activity; phospholipid binding. The transcript is spliced from 4 exons. Bases 1192 to 2109 code for a protein of 305 amino acids. The record is from RefSeq and is a predicted model, not a curated record. Gene Ontology annotation, biological process: lipoprotein metabolic process; triglyceride homeostasis; phospholipid efflux.